AAUCUCCUCCGUUAAGCCACAGAACCAAGAGAAGUGGUUUAGUGAGAGUUUGUGGAACAGUAGUGACCCACGAGUAAUAAACACUACUGUAUCAAGGUAGUUUAGAGUUGUGUGGAUUUGUGGAUUACCUGCCUGUCAACUGUACCGGCUCGACUUUGAUCUUCACUAACAAAGCACCACCCGUCUCUUUAGAAUAUAUUGUUGAGAGACCUCUAUGGGCAACGCAGUACAGAAGAUUCGUGCCCGUUUAGUGAUGGAGCGAGUCCACGCCCACGGCAUGCCCGCCCAGGCAGUCUUCUACCCUGAACGUAGUCGCAGCCCAGACGGUCGCAAGUCGUCCACGGGGUCGUCGAGUGAGGCGUCAUGGACCAGUGCUCAGGACGACUCUCUUGACGCAGCCCUUCAGUCGUUUGACGACCUUCACGAUCCUGAUGGCGCUCUUAGCGACCUCCUGGCUCGUACUGGUGAAGACGACUUCAUGAAGGCUGUCUUAUCUUUCUGCUCGUACAUGGACGGUAGGAUGGACACCCUCGAUAAUUCACGCAUCUACGACGAGUUCCGCUCCUACACCGCCUGCGGCCCACCCAAGGUUUCGGUGGCUUGAUCGCUCACACAGCUUCCUCUUGAGUAUCUAUUUCUAAUUGCAGCAUAUCCAUAUCUUAUUCUGCUCGCCAACACUGUGAAAUAGGCUCCUUAUGGAUGAUAAGGUAUCCCCUACACCCCAAAGGUGGCGAGCAGUGAGGAAUCACCGGAUAUAUCAAGCGGAAGUGGGAGUGCAACAGCGGUCGGUCACCCUGGAGACGCUCUCAUCAGGACACACCGCCCACUUCCCUGUCCUCACCCCUCCCCGCGCCGCCCACCCCCCACAAUGGGCCGCUUAUGUGUCGUCCCGUUGUUGUCUGGGAGGAUGUCAAUGGUGGUGCCCAACUGGCGGCCGUGAAGAGCUGAGGCUUCUCCCCUUCCGUGUGGAAAUGCCAAAGAUGGUCCAGAGUCCGACUGUAUGGCGCCCCUCAGUCGGAAGGUGCCACAGUUCCCGGAUGAGCCGUCGAGAGUCUGAGCAACUGGUUUACGUUAAGGUGAAAUAUCGUAGUCUUUGGGAUUUCUUUGUUUUACUCUUUUGAAGUUGCCAAAAUUAACUCAUAAAGUAGCCACUUGGGCCAUAGUAGAACGUCACUAACAGUAAGUCAGGUUUGACAGCCAGUUGUAACUUACCACAAGAUCUAUUAUCAGCUGUUAAGUUCAUUCCUCUUAAUUGUUGAACUCUUAUCUUCUUAUGACACUUUCCAGUCAAAGUACAGUACAGUAUGUGUAUGAUCACUAAAAUGUAAUUGUGUGACUAAGUAUCUCAAAUACAUCACGUCAUUUAAGAGAAAGACAGAUGCCUGUAGCAGGUGACUCCUUGUACACAAAGGUCCCAAGUGUAGCCUCCGGCUCAUCCAGUUGUUAUAUGGUUUGUACAUAUAUAUUAUUGUUGUAGUAUAUGUAAAUAUUUCUAUUGUCGAUAUAGAUCUCUCUAUAACAGUAAGCCUGGAAGGCUUAUGUUAUAAGAGUGUACUCUGUACUACUCGUGAGUACAUAGGAGAAUGUACACUCAAAAUGUGCCAAAUAUUCAUACUUUACACCACUCACCAGUCAGUCAACAGUUAGAGAUAAGAUAAAGCUGUUAGUCUAAAACACAGUCAAGGAAUCUGACUUUUGCAUUGUGUCAACUAACAUCCUGUUACAAUAUUAUGAAUAAAAAAUUCAAGAUUCCUCUUCUUUUAACAGUGAGUGGAGUCUGUGAUACUGUGUGUAUGUUUGGCUACCAGUACCUGUAUAUUAUGUGUGAAUGUGUGCACGAUUGUUAGUGUGUGUGUAGCACGGAUGGAUAAAAGUACGCCUUAGCGUGGCCACAAGAAGAGUGUUUGGCACGGAUUCAAGUCACUGUUAACACGGUUGUUGAAGUAUGAGUUGGCACGAGCGAGAGUAAGUUGGGUCGAUGCUGUCACAAGAGUUCCCGAGGCUGGAUAAGUUUUGUCAAAAAAACUCGUAAUCACCUAAGUUCUAAUUACUCUAUUUCCAUGCCCGAUUAUUGUGUUAUCAACUUAAAUUAUUUUGUGUUCAAGUUCUAUUAAUUAUUUCCAAGUUAUAUUAUUGCAUUUCCAUCAAGUUUUGCGCUUAAGCUAAAUUAUUGCAUUUUAAGUUAAAUUAUUGUAUUCUAUAACUACAAUGCAUUCCAAAGCUUAAACUGUUAUCUAUUUACAACCUACAGCUAAAUUAUUAUGCUUUAUGUAUAUUUAUUAUUAUUUGUCCAUAUAAACACAAAUUUUCUUUUUUAUUUUUAAUAUACAAAAACAUUCUUAAAUUACAUCAUGUAUUUAAUUCCAUAAAAAAAAUUAUUACAUUUCACGAUCAACGAAUUUAAUGCAUAAAAAAACACGAAAUUGUAAUGGAUUAAUAAGUCUGUUGUUAUGAGCCUUGUCAGCAUAUGAGUCUGAUGUGCUUCCAAAGACAUUGUGUAUAUGUAUCAUUAUCGCUAUAUUUAUAAAUGUUAUUUUCAUAUACAAAA
Molecule: messenger RNA, 2548 nt
Organism: Homarus americanus (American lobster)
Lineage: Eukaryota; Metazoa; Arthropoda; Malacostraca; Decapoda; Nephropidae
Exons: 2
Coding region: 215-604 (129 amino acids)
Source: RefSeq, a predicted model, not a curated record